GAAAUUUUGAACUGCAAACAUCAACUGAAGCUAUAAAAAAUGAAUUUUUUUGUCAUCGUGACUAUUUUAGUCACAAUUAGCAUUCAAUUCACUAAUUGCGUUCCUAUGGGAGAUAUUGAUGACGAAAGAGAUGUUAAUUUUUUAAUAAACAAAAUUAAAGAAUCAAUAACAAAAGAUUCUCAGCUCGUAAGUCCAAGUCCUCGUCAUGAAGAAAACAGUCCAAGUGAAAAAGUGGCAAAAAAUAGCGACGAAGAAAAUGUUGUAAGAUUUGACAGUAAAGGCGAAUCUAUUGAAUCAGAAAAAGUAAAAGUUCAAAGUGCUGGUGGUUGUAAAGACAAAACUGAACCUUUAUUGAAGGAACAUGAAGAAACACCCACAAAGCAUAUUGAAGCAGUUAAUGAAACCAAAAAUAUUACCAACAACGAAAAUCUUCAUGACAAGUCAUCCUCUGUAGAUGAUCAUGCAAUUCGAUAUGAUCGACAUGGAAAUACGUUCGAAGAUUAUAAAGAUUCUGAUGAGCAUAAUAACAAAGAAUCAUCAGAAGAAAAGCCCAAAAGAAAGAAGAAAACUAAACCAAAAACUGUUGUAAAUGACGAUGAUGAUACUAUAAAUCUUAACAGCAUACUGAAUGACGAAUUUAUCAACAAACAACUUGAAAAUAAGAAACAACAACACGAUGACGAUGAUUCUGAUGAUAUGGAUGAUGAAGAUGAUGAUAUUCCAUUAAUCACAAUUCCUAUGUAUGAUAUCCUACGACAAUUUCAAAGAAUGCAACAAGGAUUUGUAAGCGAAACUGAAGAAUAUAGUGACGAAACUACACAAGAUGUAUUCGCUGAUCCACAUUUGAAAAAUAUUUUAAGGGAAAUAUCAGCUGAAAGAAAGGCUUUGAAAAAUGAAAAAGUCGAUGGCAAGAAAGUUAAACCAGCUGCAAAAAGAGUAUUUGAACGUCACUUUGGUCCAUCAGAUGAAAGUCUUUAAAUUGUCAAUCAUUUUUUGGAUAUUAUACCUCAGAUAAUCUUUUAAUAAAAUAAUGACGCAUGAAGGUUCAAAAAUCUUCCACUCUGUCAAUGCGUCUGAGAGUUUCUCAAGUAAAUGGCUU
Molecule: messenger RNA, 1099 nt
Organism: Chironomus riparius
Lineage: Eukaryota; Metazoa; Arthropoda; Insecta; Diptera; Chironomidae
Source: the annotation of a GenBank genome assembly